AUGGCGAUGAUGAUAUUAUCAUGUUCAACUAAACAGCAAAGCAAAUCAUAUCUUGGAUUUUUACAAAAAACAAUUAUCAAUUUGGCAUCUUUAUCAUCUUCUAACUGGAAAGCUCCCGAUGAUCUAUGGUCUAAUCAAUAUUUAACAGAGGCGAAAAAGUUAGACAAAAGUAAUUACGAAGAUUUAGAAAAUAAGGUUAAGUCUGAACGUACUAAUUUAAAAUCUUAUUGGGAAGGAAUUCUCAGGGAAAGAAGUACAGAUCUUGCAAAACUUGUAAAUAAAUGGCAUUAUGAUUACACAGAUGAUAAUACAAUGAUAGAUGAAUCCCAAUUAGAUGAUUAUAAUCCAGAUGAGGAAUGA
Messenger RNA from Entrophospora candida, 360 nucleotides. The record is from the annotation of a GenBank genome assembly. NCBI's taxonomy places the organism in Eukaryota, Fungi, Glomeromycota, Glomeromycetes, Entrophosporales, Entrophosporaceae.